This is a messenger RNA of Antechinus flavipes (yellow-footed antechinus), 7025 nucleotides long. RefSeq lists its product as uncharacterized. The record is from RefSeq and is a predicted model, not a curated record. The coding region runs from base 230 to 6673 and encodes 2147 amino acids. The transcript is spliced from 5 exons. Lineage: Eukaryota; Metazoa; Chordata; Mammalia; Dasyuromorphia; Dasyuridae.
CGUGGAACAGAUGAAUCACGUCUUUCGGCUCAUUAUAGGGAGGCAGGAGACUACUAAGGCAGAAUGUUGUAUACACUGCAUGAUGUAGUCACUAAACUAGUGGUAGAUUGGAAGCUGGGAGAUCACAUAGGACAUGAUUACAAUGACGCAGACAUGAAGUAUGAGCCUCAGGAUAAUGGUCUUGAGUAGAGAGGAAGAGAGAAAUUAUGAGAGAUGAGGUGGAGGAAAAAUGGAUGUGCGUUUUAGACCAGAGAGCAGAGAAUCUGCAGAGGGAGCUUGGAGGUUUUAUCAAGAAGAAUUUGAAAGCCCUCGGGAGCUGCCCUCUAUCCUGAAAAGCCACAAGGCCAAGUUCUCUGAGAAGGGCAGCGUCCGGCAGAUGCUAUGCACAGAUCCGGGCUGUGAAGUGUGCAAUUCUGUGGCUUUGGAGGCUGAACUGCUCUUCAAUUCCACUCUGCCCGAACUGGCCUCCUGGGCCCUGCCAUCCGAUCUCUCUCUAAAUUUGCCUUCUAACCUCUCCCUGGUCCCCAGCUCCUCACAGAACCCAAGUCCACCACACUCCUCCUCACGGAAUCCCUCUUCCUCCAUGACGGCCAAUAUCUUACCUGGUCAUGCUCUUUCUAUUUCUCCCAUCCACUCAAUGGACCUCAGUUUCUCCCUGCCCCAUUCCUCGCCUUCAGCUACUAACUCUCUUCAGGGCAAAUCCCCCGUCAGGGUCCAGACCUACUCCCAGUCCAGUACGACUUCCAGGACCCAUAUAUCGGUGCUGUCUCACACCUCCACUGUUGUCCGCACUUCUUUGAUGACAGACUCUUCCACGGAAACUACCCCUCCUGGGACUCUGUCCCCACAGUUAACUCCUAAGCUCUCAAAGGCCCCCACUCCCUCAGUGCAGCCAAGUCCCUUGGUAGUCCCACCUGUUACUCAAGCUACUUUCAUGGCCCAAAUUUCCUCAGUGAAUCCCACUACCCCAGUUACUCCUUCAUUUAACCCACCUAUUCCCCAGGAAUCACCUAGCCAGUUUAUUACCCAUACCUCCUUGCUUAAGGAUCUCCAAUCAGUCACCAUGGCCGCCUCUUCAGUUCCCACUCUUCCUAUUGCUCCCACUUUAUCUUUCACUCCCACCCUUCCUGUAGCUCCCACCCUUCCUGUAGCUCCCACCCUUUCAACUACUAUCCCACCCGCUAUGGCUCCCCAGCCUUCCCUGGUUCCCCCCCAUCCAAUGGCUCUCCCCUCUUCUGUGGCUUUCCCCCCUCGGAUGGCUCUCCCCUCUCCUGUUGCUCCUUCUCUUUUCCCUCUACCUCCUGUGGCUCCCACUCCCCUUGUGGCUCCCAACCCUUCUAUUCCCCCGACCCUCUCUUUUGCUCCCACCCUUCCUGUGGCUCCCGUUCCCCCUGUGGCUCCCACCUCUUUUGUGGCUCCUGCUCCUUAUUUUACUCCCAUUCCUUCUGUUACCCCGGCCCCUCCUUUUGCUCCUGCCCCAUAUUUUGCUCCCACCCCUUAUUUUGCUCCCACUCCUUCUUUUGCUCCUGCCCCUUCUUUUGAUGCUGUUCCUUCUGUUGCUCCCACCCUUUCUGUGGCUUCCAAUCCCCCAAUAGCCCAAACUUCUGCAUUAGACAGAUCAUUUUUAAUAGACCCUGCUUACCUACAGGGACAUCCCCAACUCUGCCAUUCUUCUUACGUGGCCCAUACCACUUCACUGGACCCCAACUACUCCAGAACUUACACCACUUCUGUGGCUUCUACCCCCUCCUUGGACCUUACCCAUUCAUCAGUCUUCACUUCCUCCAAAGGUCCUUCAAUGACUCCCGUGUUCUCCAGGAAUUCUGGUUCCUUCUCACCUCCUACCACUUCAAUAGCCCCCUUAAAAGCUCCCAGCUUGUCAACAAAACCCUCCAGGACCUCCAGAUUCCACGGCUCCUCCCUCACACCCAAGGCCUCUUUAGCCCACCCUUCCUCAAUGGCCAGAAGCCUGGGGGACAGCCCUACCUCUUCUGUGGUCCAUCUCUCCUCUCUGGUCCAAAAGCCCUCCAGGGUCUAUACCACGGCAGCGAGCUGCCCCGUCUCCAUGAGGCUCACCUCCUCCCAGGCUUCCACCCCCUCCACAAUCUGCACUCCCUCUGUGGUUCACACUCCCCUCAUAACCUGCACUUCCUCUGCAACGCCCCCCAUUUCUGUGACUCCCACCUUCUCACAGGCCGCCUCCACCGUACCAGAGAAAAACACCUCACAGAUUCUCAGAUCUUCCUUGUUCUGUAUUCCCUCUGGAGGCCAGACCCAUUCCACAGUUGAAACCACUUCAGUAGCCGCCACCACCUUAGAGGAACAGACUGUCUCCCAGGUGCUUAGAUUCUCGCUGGCUGGGACUAGCCCCGGCGCCCAGAACCCUCCCAGGACCCAGAGCCACUCCGCCAGCCACAGGCCACUAGUGAGCAGCACCCCCUCAGCAGUUCACACCACCCCCCCGAGUAGGAAACCCUUGGUGGACCGUAUGUCCAUCAAGGACCCGGCCGUCUUUCUGACUUCCACUUCUCUAGUAGACUUUCAGCCUCCCCAACAACCUUCGCUGACUCCAAGGCCCCCGAGUCACCCCCUCUCACCAGCCACAUGCGAAGGACCAGACCAGCUGAGCACCAUUCCCAAAGUCUUAUCCCCAGAAGAGGAUGCUCUGAUAUCCUCAGCCUCCCUGACCUCUGACAUCGGUGAAUCAUUUGCAACCUUUUCGGGCUCCUCUCAAUGGCGGAAUUCCCAAGGGUACUUAAUGCUCCCUUACUUGUUGCUCUGGGGUUCCCAACUGGAGCCCCUCUCUCUUGGACUAUCAGAACCCUAUCUCUGGGGGAAAAAGGGAGAAAAGGGGACUCUGCCCCUUCCGAUGCCAGAAGAAAAGCUAUGUGACAGUAAGACCUCGGAGUGGCAGGAGAAGAACUUGGUUCCUCUACGACUGAGGCUUUCCGAACAGGCUACGAAUUCCAGAACCCAGCAGUACCCAGAGGCUAAUGAAGUCCCGCUCCUCAGCCCAAGUGCCCAAGAAUUCCUGGAGAUGCACAUCGCAGAAAAGAUAGCACUCCAUAUUUGGAAGGAAAAGGAGUUACUGAGCCAGCCGAGGCCAGAUAUCCCACCAUGUUUCCAGCGCAGAGAAUUGAAGAAAUUGUCCUUAGUCCUAGAAGACAGAGAGUCAUCUGUUAAAGAUCUGUGGACCCCUGAUCCAGAGCCUUGGGGUGCCUCUGGGGCAGAGCAGUCCUUCUUGGAUUCUGAAAGGUCCCUUAUCAAUACCAUGAAGCGAGAGCAGAUGCCCAACUCCCGGCGGCUUCACAGACCUAUAUCCCUGAUCUUAGCCCCCACCACCCUCCAUUUCCUGAACAGACUCUGUUCCAUGCCUGGGCGGGGUGCUGAGAGCACUCUGAGCCACAAUCGACAGUGCAUCCAGCUCUUUUGGGGUCUCCCCUCUCUACACAGUGAAUCUUUGGCCACAACCUAUAUGGGGUCUAGUUCCUCAUCCUGGCUGGGGACCACCAUCAAAUUGCCACCGGGGGAUAAUCCCUUGGUUUUCUUCAAUGAUCUUUCCUACCUCCACCUGCCCGGUUCAGCUAGUCAACCCUCUCUGCCUUCUCCAACUCAGCACUUAACGCUGCUUCCACCUUCAUACCCAGCCUCAUCCCGGUCACCAUCUUCAUCAGCAUUUCCACUCCUAUCCCCAACCCUCUCUCCACCUUCCCCUUCCCCAAACCUACCCUCAUCCUCCCCCCACAUCAGGACCUUCAAAACUGACCCUGAAGAGAGCCCAAUAAAGAUCCCCACUAUCUACCUGCCCAGGUUCCAGGCCCUGGAGUGGCACCUGCUGCAGAAACAGCUCCAGUCCUUAUGGGGCGUACCCCGGAUUGUUCAAAGAUCUCACGAGGCCUUCAACCCUUUGCCUCUCCAGCUGCCCCAGAUCCACAAGGCCUCCUGCCCUCAGGUUCAGAUUUCCAACUGGCCCCAAGAGCUGCCUUUCAUAUCCAAAGAUGUCAAGAAAAUACUGGAGACCCAUCUCCGAAGGAGGCUUGUCCAACACCACUGGGGCCUGGCCCGGAGGGUGGAAGACUCCAUCAAACAUCUAGCCCCCCAGACCAUACCUCAGCAAGACCCAGCAAGACCCAGAAAGCCCACGUCGCCUACAUCCGAAGGCCUCAAACGCUCUGGCAAGAAGGAUACGUCCGGCGACUCUGCAGCUGUUCGAGGCAUGGCACCGGCAAUAAUUCCAGAGACAGGUCCAGUCAGUCAUGCAGAGGAGAGCCCAAAGAGCGACCCUGAGAAAAGCCCAUCCCCUAGCCAACAGGAGGUACUGCAGCAACAUCUCCUCCAGAAGAGUGUGGCCAUACAGCAGAAAGUGGUUCCUGAGAGUGUGAGCCGUUCAUGGGCCACUGCAAGGGGUAGGUCUGUGUCCUUACAGCCUACUCUGCCGUCUCAGAGACCCCCCAAAGUGAGAGAGAUUGUUCCUCCGGCUUCAUCUACGGAAGACACAGCCACUCAAACGCCACCUCAGCCCCACUUACAGCCAGAAACCGAGCCCCAGCCACGGUCCCAGCCCCAGGCUCUUUCACCCACUGAAGAAGUGAUUUAUGAGGUAGAACCCUGCAAGGACAUUCCAUUCCUUAAUCCAGAGACUAAGAAAGUCCUUGAAUCCCACAUUCGCCACAUGCACAUCCGGCUGAAGUGGGGUCUCCCCAAAAAGGUCCUUGAAUCCAUCUACCUGUUUAAACUAAAAAAUUCAGGCUUGCUCCAAGCUACUUCCCCUACUGGAGGUGGGGGCCUAGGGUUUGAUUCUAGGGUAGGGGAAAGAAACCUCCAGGAAAUCUGGGUAGGUGGUGUUGCCAGAGAGGCCUCAGCUGUUGUAUUAGAUAUCUUGGAGGCGGAGAAGGGUUCCUGGAAUGUUGGGAAGGAACUUUGGGAAGCACCACAGGCUGGGGGGGACUGGGAAGAGAAUACAUUUCUCCUUAGGUCUAGCUUAAUGCAUAGGGGACCCCGAAAGCAUAUAUCUGAGAUUGGGUCUAGGAGGGAAAUUUUAGAGCUGAAUAUGAAGCAUCCAGUUUUACUUCCAAGACAGAAGAGCCUACCCUCCAGUUUCAGAAAGCAACUUCAAGGACCGGGAACAUUUCCCUUCAAGGACGAGGGAGCAGAUAGUGACAGUAUUUGCCUCCUUAAGAGUUCCUGUGUAUUAAACAAAUCCAACAACUUCUCUAAGCUAAAUUUUCACCUGAAGAAAAGGAUGGUGGAGAAAGUUUUAGGAAUUCCCUUAAGGGUAAGGGAAUCUAGAGAAAUGGCCACAAGAAGACAACUCCCUCCUUGUCCACUGAAAGACACUGUGGCAGCUGAUGAGUCUGAAAGUGUUCAAGAGCCUUCACCUGAGACAGAGAGUAAAGAGGUUGUCCAGAUGGCCGAGGGACAAACCCUCUCUCUAAGAACCAUGGAUACUCAGGAUCUAAGCUGCCUUAUUUAUAAGACACAAUUUGCCAAUGAGGAAGAAUUUGACCUAAAAGUACUAGAACCGAGCUAUGAAGAGAGUCUCACUAAAAACACUCUGGUCCAGCCCUGUGCUCUUGGUUUUCAAGCCACUGAGGUCCCCCCGUCAUACACAGAGCAACCAAAUAACAUGACAAGUGCUGAGGGGCUUGGUACUCUUGUGAAGGUAGAAGGAAAAAGCCCUGGCUUUAGGGAGUACCAGAAACUUCAUUCUCAGAUCCCAGCCAAAAAUCAGGGCAAACUGUGGCUACCGUCUCAGAGAAAGGGGAACUACAGUAAACCCCCAAGAGACCAAGGAAUGAGGCUUGAAAAACAGGAAAAGGGCUCUAAUUUAUUGAAGGGCCACACGUAUACUAGCAGGUGGACGACUCAGGGUCCUAUGAGCAGUGUUUUAGGGUUCCCAAAGCAGGAGGGAGUACUUCAGCGCAAAAUCUCUUUAGAAAUUAGUUUCGCAGAGAAGAUGAAGAGCUUCUUCAACUGGCUUCGUCCUAAGAAGAAAAUCAAAGGGACAAAAGAGCCCUUAGCUAGAGGAGAGGUAGCAAUAGCUGAGGAGACAGUUAAGCAAAGUCCAUUCACAGUCAGGCCUUUCUCCAAAGGGAACAGGGCUCCUUUUGGCAGUCGGGCUCCUUCAGCUCCGGAGGACAUGACUGUUGUUGGCCUGAUCUUAGAGAAGAAGAUGGGGUCGAUGGACGAUCUGUAUUCUUGGGAAGAGGAGCAGCAACAGGGGAGGGAGCUCCAGAUGCUGGACACCCAGACAAAGCCCCCUGGCAAAUACAGGGAACUCAGGGCACUCCCCUCCGCUAGGCCUCGGGAGGGUAACGGCAAAUCAAGCAGUCAUGGAAAACGUUCAAGCCACUGGAGUCUGAAUUGGGAGAGGCAGGCCCAGGACAGGGAGAAACGGGUUAAAAAUAAGAAAACUGUAAGAUUCAGGGAUCAGCACCUGCCCCCAGAGAAGCUGGCUUCCAUUGCUAGUGAGAUGUCCAUCUCUUCAGGUCAGUUCCGAUGUCGCCAGAGAGGGUCCAGGUUCUCCAGGACUCUAGGCCACUCUCAGCACCACGCCAAGACACCUCUUCAGGGACCCUACUUUCAGAGAUCCCCAGGCCCUUCUUCUCAGUAUGGAGUAUUUUGGCUCCCUACAAGAGAAUCCAGUUUCCCAGGAGAUAACUUGUUCUCAUGACACAUGACCUUAUUAGACCUUCCAAAGAGGAUGGUUACCAUUUGUGUUAAGGGCUUUAUCCUUCCUAAAUACAUUCUAUUCUUCUAACAAGAGUAGCUGUUUUUUUGUCCCCUACCGGUGUGUGCUGCAUGCUUUGGGUGCUCAGGGCUGGGGGAGAAUUCUUUCCACUGCCCGAGAGAGACGUGCUCUUUGGUCAGGAAGGCGCCUUGAGGCCAGCUGCUGGCGCUUCAAAAUAACUUGGCCACUAGGGGGCAGCUCAUACCUGGAGCUGCCGGUUAAGAGCCUCUUGGCUGGUGUCUCAAAGACGAGGAAAGGGCCAGGGAAAAGGUGGUUGAGAGGCUAGCGGAAUCAU